This is a messenger RNA of Gossypium raimondii (Peruvian cotton), 1624 nucleotides long. Its product is annotated as probable WRKY transcription factor 41. Gene Ontology annotation, molecular function: transcription cis-regulatory region binding; DNA-binding transcription factor activity. Gene Ontology annotation, biological process: regulation of DNA-templated transcription. The transcript has 3 exons. The record is from RefSeq and is a predicted model, not a curated record. Lineage: Eukaryota; Viridiplantae; Streptophyta; Magnoliopsida; Malvales; Malvaceae. Gene Ontology annotation, cellular component: nucleus. Bases 338 to 1405 code for a protein of 355 amino acids.
CAAUUUCUUAUUCAAACCCAAAACCUUUCACUCUCCUACUCCCUCUUUGCUUAAACCUCAGCAUAGACAAGUUCAAACAUUUUCCAGCUUUUAGUUACUUAAUCAAAACUUAACAUUCAGGCCAAGUUCCAUGGUUGUUGCUUCUUGCUCUUCACCAUUUAGGCUAUUUCAAUCCCUUUGGCUGCUUCUGCUUGUGAUCCUUGGAAAAGUUUUUUCUUCUUCAUAACCAAAUUUACCCGGUCUAUAGCAGGUCAUGAAUUAGUAUUUCCAAGUUCCAAACAAGGAAUCCCUCUCUAUUUUCUUACAGUUGAAGGAAAGAAGAAAGGGGGAAAAAAAAAUGGAGAACAUGUGGAAGUGGGAGCAGGGGACACUGGUGAGCGAGCUGAUUCAAGGAAUGCAAUUAGCAAAACAGCUAAGGUUGCAUUUGGGUGCACCAUCAUCUUCUGUUGAAUCCAGGGACUUGCUACUACAGAAGAUCUUAUCUUCCUAUGAAAAAGCUCUUCUGAUUUUGAAACUGAGCAGGCCUACGGAACAGCCACAACAAAAUGUAGGAGGAAAAACUUGUGUGCCAGAGUCUCCUCUAACCAUCAACGGCAGCCCCAGGAGUGAUGAUUUAGAAAAGGAUAACCAGGAUAUCAGAGAUGUCUCAAAGAAGAGAAAGAUGAUGCCUAGGUGGACGGAUCAGGUGAGAGUGAGCUCUGAAAACCUGCUGGAAGGUCCUCAUGAUGAUGGCUACAGUUGGAGAAAAUACGGGCAAAAGGAUAUCCUUGGAGCCAAAUAUCCUAGAAGCUAUUACAGAUGCACCUAUCGAAACACCCAAAACUGCUGGGCUACAAAGCAAGUGCAGAGAUCAGAUGAAGAUCCCAUCCUCUUUGAGGUCACAUACAGAGGAACUCAUACAUGUGCAAAUGGCAACCCCGCAGUUCCAUCCCCAGAAAAACAACAUAAAUCAAACUCAAACGGCCUUAAUAAUACCAAUUACCAACCAUUGCAGUCACAAGAUACCCUCUCAGAGUUUCGAGCAGGCCUAAGAGUCAAUACUGAGGGCUUAGACAAUAAAGAGAUGGCACCCCCAUUCUCUUUUGCUUCAACAUCAUUUGGGUGUAUAAAGAGCGAAAACCAUAGCUUUUCACCUUCAGGAGUACUUGAUUACUACAAUAUCUUCGGCAGCUUUUCAUCGCCGUUCAUGUCUCCCGAUACACCAGAAUUAAACUACUUUUCAGUUUCCCAGAUGAACAACUUCCAAGGGGUGCUUAACACACAGCAUUCUAAAUCUGAUCUCACCGAGUUGGUUUCAGCCAACACUUCGGCCACCAAUUCUCCAAUUAUGGACUUGGAUUUUUCGCUCGACCAAGUGGAGUUGGACCCGAAUUUCCCAUUUGACACACCGGGAUUUUUCUCCUAACUCUUUUCCGCAAUCGAAUAAGAGUAAUGGUAGAUGUCAAAUUCGGGUUCCAAUAACCAAAGUAGGUUCAUGGUGAGCCGUGUGUUCUGCGAAGAACUAUUGUACAAUACAUGUCCCUUUCAAUUCUAUGUUGGUUUUGAGAAAUUUCCUCAGAUAACAAGUUUUGAUACUUGUUCUUAUCGAAAUUCCAUAAUACUAGUGCGCAGAUUUUCACCAAAA